Messenger RNA from Osmerus eperlanus (European smelt), 5181 nucleotides. Its product is annotated as integrin alpha-L-like. The transcript has 31 exons. NCBI's taxonomy places the organism in Eukaryota, Metazoa, Chordata, Actinopteri, Osmeriformes, Osmeridae. Gene Ontology annotation, molecular function: integrin binding. The record is from RefSeq and is a predicted model, not a curated record. Gene Ontology annotation, cellular component: external side of plasma membrane; integrin complex. Gene Ontology annotation, biological process: cell-cell adhesion; integrin-mediated signaling pathway; cell adhesion mediated by integrin. The coding region runs from base 90 to 3662 and encodes 1190 amino acids.
UCGUACAAAAAUCUCACAGGAAGAGCAGUCACUUUCAUACUUCAUGAUUACAAGACACAGCAGGGAUAUUUGAUCAGCAGCAAAAACUGAUGGAGAAAAUGGUCAAAAUACGACUUAUUCCUUUGUUUACGUGCAUGACAAACAUAGUUUUCUCAGCUUCCUGGGCUUUCAACAUUGAUGUUGCAAACCCCCACAUCUAUACUGGAGAGAAACAAGAUUUUUUUGGUUACAAAGUAAUGCAGUACAUAUCAGGCAAUGAGAAAGGGAUAAUGGUUACUGCACCACUUCUGCAAAACAGAUCUGGAGGAAUCUGUAAAUGUGUUGAAAACCAAACAGUUUGUUACAAUCCAGCCAUUCCUCUUCCAACCGAAGAUAGCUCAUUGAAGUACACUGGACUGUCCUUGGCAGUUGACUCAAAAAAUCCCCCAAACUUUGUGGCCUGCAGCCCGGGUCUGGUUCAUGAGUGUGAUGAGAACUCCCAUCUGAACAGUGUGUGCUACAAGUUCAACAGCGAGUUUAAGAAAACCUCAAACUUCACACCUGCCUUUCAAGAAUGUACCAAGAAGAAAGUUGACCUUGUGUUUCUGUUUGAUGGAUCAGAAAGCAUGACAGGGGAUGAAUUUAACAAAAACAAAGGAUUCAUUUGGGAUAUCAUCAAACCACUCAAAAAUUCCUCAAUUAAGUUUGCUGCAGCGCAGUUCUCAGAAAUAUCCAGGACAGUUUUUGACUUCAACGACUACCGAGAGGGGAGGGCCGAAGAGAAACUUGGAGAAGAAAAACAUUUUAAAUCCUUAACCAAUACACAUAAGGCGAUAGACUUUGUAUUGAGAAACCUAUUUGAUAACUCAGCUGCUGGUGCCACGCCUGAUGCAACAAAGGUUCUGGUUAUCAUCACAGAUGGACUUCCCACAGAUGGUGAUAAGAAUUUUAAGUCGAUCAAAAGAACAAACAAAAAAAACAUCAUACGCUUUAUUAUUGGUGUGAAGACCUCAAACAAAAAAGAAUCCAACAUUAAUUUGAACAAACUAAAAGAACUGGCAUCAGAACCAAAGGAAAACAACACAUUCCUCAUUCAAGAUUAUAACGGACUGUCAAAAAUCCUGGACAUUUAUCAGAAAAAGAUUUUCAACAUCGAAGGUACCAAGACUGCUCGGGCAGGAAACUUAAGAAAAGAGAUGUCUCAAAGUGGGUUCAGUAGUCAGUUCCAGGAGGAUAUCUUGGUUUUAGGGUCUGUGGGAUCAUAUGACUGGCGAGGAUCUCUCACUGAGAUUCAGGGCCCAGGAUUGGAGGAAAGAGAAAUUGUGGAUCCCUCCAUAGAAAAAGACUCCUACAUGGGAUACGCUUUAACUGUUGCAAAGAAGAACGAUCACCUUCUGUACCUUACUGGUGCUCCUAGAUUUGAACAUAAAGGACAGAUACUCCUUUUUACUAAAGAUGAAAACAAUAACUGGACAGUAACUACGAAAGAGUAUGGGGAGCAGAUUGGGUCCUAUUUUGGGGCAGAGUUGUCUGCAGUUGAUAUUGACUCAGACGGCAACACAGACUUCCUGCUGGUGGCGGCUCCAAUGUUCUACCAGUCUCAGAGUGAGGGCAAGAUCUAUGUCUACCAACUGACUGAUAAGCUGGAACUUAGGAGCAUGUUGAACGUGUCAGGACCUUCUCGGGGAAGAUUCGGGUCAUCCAUCUCCUCAGUCACAGAUUUGAACGGUGAUGAGCUAAAGGAUGUGGCCGUGGGCGCUCCCCUUGAGGAUGAUGGCAGGGGGGCUGUGUACAUCUACCUGGGUGACAAACUUGGAGGAAUACGCGAAAGCUACACUCAAAGAAUCGCUGCCAAAAUGCUGAGUUCUGAUCUGCAGUUAUUUGGCCAGACACUUGAUGGGAGAAUGGAUCUGGGCCAUGAUGGCUUGAUUGACAUUGCAGUUGGUGCCAAAGGAAGAGUUGUUGUGUUAAGGUCCAAGUCUGUCUUCAACGUCUCUGCUCGUCUCUCAUUCCACCCCUCUGAGAUCAGCACUGAUCAAUUUGACUGUCUCACCAGCGAGGACCAAAGUUUCCCAGUGGUCAAUUUAACAGCCUGCUUUAGUAUGGUGGAAGCUACCAAGAGUGGAGUGCGGAAUGCAGAGAUAAACGUCUCUUACAUACUGGAAGUGGAUCCUUUGAGGCACACCAGCAGAGGUAUCGUCGGCAGGAAUGGAACCAGAGGACUUGAAAUGAUUGAGAAGCUGAGCAAAAAUGUGACCUGCUUUAACCACUCAAUCCACAUGAAGAAAUGCGUGAAGGACACAUUGUCCCCAGUUGUUAUCAAACUGAAAUUUUCUCAGAACUCAAUACCACCACCAACUGGCAUCUUGAAUGUUGACAGCCCUACACAGGCUUCCAUUGAGGUGCCCUUUACGAAGAAUUGUGCGAACAAAGAACAAUGUGUUGCAGAGCUUGAAGUAGACUUUAACUUCACAACCUCAACUAUAAUUGUGAUAGACCAAAGCUACUUCAACGUAACAGUAAGACUGUCCAAUCAUGCAGAUGAUUCUUAUAACACCAGCCUCACAUUCCUCUACCCACCUGGCCUAUCAUUCUCUAAGAUGCAUCUGGAGAAGGCCACAAGGACGACCCUCCACAAGUGCAGCGAUCUGGAGGGGGUCACUGACAGGACCCUGUGCAGCAUCAGCCUUCCUGUCUAUCGCAGCAAAACAACAGCAUCAUUCAAGAGUUUAUUUCGCAUUUCAAAUUCCUACAAUUGGAAUGACACCAUGUCCAUGACCAUCAUUGGACACAGUGAUAAUGACAACUCCACCAAUGCUACAGUUACCAAAUCCAUUCCUGUUCAGUUUGCAGUUGAUUUGGCAGUAAAGGCGAAUUAUGAAUACUCCAACACGUAUUUUAUCUUUAAUCAAGAGGAUAAAGGACCUAAACAUCUGGUAAAUGUAUACGAGGUGAAGAACUUGGCUUGGAAGUCUUUGCCUGUUUCAGUAACCUUCACCUUCCCAACUCUGCUUGGGCAUCGAUUUGAAAUGAGGGACUAUAAAGUAUCAGUCUCAGAGAACCAAACUAAAUGUGAACAAACUAUAAUGGCAACAUCCGACUACUGCACUAAAGAAAAAAACUGCAAGUCCAUUAAAUGUAAUGAUUUUAUAUUGGACAAAUAUUCGACUGUUCAAUUCCAACUUAGGGGAAGUGUAGCUUUUGAGGGCCUUGAGCAGUUUGUAAAGGACAUGCCACUGACCAAAAUGUUCACUGGCGAUGAAGCAGACGUCAAAUUCAAAAGUUUUGUAAAUCUUGACUAUGACAAGCAGCGAUAUGUCCAAAAAUCAAGUAACCAUGAGAACAAACAUUAUACAAGUUUCCACCAGGCACAGAUUGAUGUUCGAGCAGAGUUCAUCAUUCCCCCGAACAAAAAACUGAUUGUAGCAACAGGUGCUGGCGGGGGGCUCCUCCUACUCAUCAUUAUUACUGUGGUCAUGUUUAAGAUGGGAUGCUUCAAGAGAAAAAGGCCCAUGGACUCCUUGGGGGGAGAAGAGAAUGAUGGGAGCGAACAGCCUGAGGAAAAGGGUUUGAAUCAGAAUGUCGUGAGCGUGGAUUCCAAAGACAAGAAAAUGCUUGAAUCUUGUAGUAGCACAGAAGAAAAAGCACUCAUGGAUAGUGUUAAAACGCCUGAACAGGAAUAAGGAAUUGAGGAAAGUCUUUAGCAGUCUGCUCCGUAGCAGACUGGACUAUUGGCAUAUUUUUCAAAAAGUGAUAUAGAUGAGACAAAGCCACAUGUGACCACAUCAUCAUCACAGAACACCUUAUUUGGACUAUGAACAUUGUUGGGAAGUUUAUCCAACUAUGAACUUGUGUUGUGUACUGAAAUUGGAGUGAUACAGGAUCAUUGAAAGUUGUCACAUUUUUGUUUCAGUUCAAGUUACCUUGUAUACCAAACCCAGCUAUAAUGGGUUAUUUGUUUAACAAAUUUCACAGGGUUUUUUUCUGUAAGGGUAGCAGUAUUAGGCUCCCCCCCUUAUGUGUGUCAGUGGUGUACUGUAUUAUUUUUCCCCACCUCUCUCCUCCUCCCAGGUGUUUCUGUCCUCCUCCCAGGUGUGUCUGUCCUCCCAGGUGUUUCUGUCCUCCUCCCAGGUGUGUCUGUUCUCCUCCCAGAUGUGUCUGUUCUCCUCCCAGGUGUGUCUGUCCUCCCAGGUGUGUCUGUCCUCCUCCCAGGUGUGUCUGUUCUCCUCCCAGGUGUGUCUGUCCUCCUCCCAGGUGUGUCUGUCCUCCCAGGUGUGUCUGUCCUCCUCCCAGGUGUGUCUGUUCUCCUCCCAGGUGUCUGUCCUCCUCCCAGGUGUGUCUGUUCUCCUCCCAGGUGUGUCUGUCCUCCUCCCAGGUGUGUCUGUUCUCCUCCCAGGUGUGUCUGUUCUCCUCCCAGGUGUGUCUGUCCUCCUCCCAGGUGUGUCUGUUCUCCUCCCAGGUGUGUCUGUUCUCCUCCCAGGUGUGUCUGUCCUCCUCCCAGGUGUGUCUGUCUUCCUCUGGUAGUGGUGUGCUGCCAGUCAUCCUUACACUGGCGUCCCAUCAACGGACAAUAUGUUUGCUAUAUAUCUGCUUCUUCCUUUUAUGUGUGGGAGAAGAUGUUUGGAGUGCUGGGUGGUGCCUUAUUGAGACAUUUUCAGUCCUAAGCUUUGACCUCCAUUUGCCUAUGGUUCAUUCUGUAAGAAUGCUCAUGUGUAUAAAUAUCAUAUAACCUUAAUAAUAAUAAUAGCAGAUACCUUUUUAUUAAAUCCUCUAGUUCUGAAAUGAGUGGCUGAAACCCCUUUUUCUGUAGCACACAUGGUUAUUAGGUUAACUUUGGUUAUUACAGUAGCAUCAGGUUAGAGGUGUUGGAAAGCCAGGGCCCUUUGUAAUUCUUUGUGGUGAACGCUUGCAAGGUCCUUCUGCUUCCUUCUGUUAGUUUAAAUUCCUAUUUGUUUGAGGAUUUAAACGUGGAAUAACUAGGAACAUUGUAAAAUAUUCAGAAAUAUCAAUUGAUUCAUUUAACUGUAACAUCAACAUGCUUUUUAGUCAAAGUUAAACAAGACUGUUUCCUCAGAGCACUGAUUUGCCGUAUUGUGCAAAAGUCUUUGGCGCAGAAGUAAAAAAAAACUGCUUUUGUUAAGAAUUUCUAAUGACAAAUAAAACAAUAAUAUCUCACACAGCGUUUAGGUGAGAAGACCUUGA